AUGCUCUCUGCCUUUACUGCCCGGCCCAUUGUCGAGCUCAAGGCGCGCGACAAGUCGAGGAUCGAGUCCAUCCUCGCAUACGGCGACCGUGUACUUGUUGGCCUGAACACGGGUGCUCUGCGCAUCUACCGUGUGAAUGACCAGAUCGAGGAUGUAGAAGCCGACCGCAAGCAGAACGGCGACCACAACGGUGAAAGCGAGCCUCCAACAGCACCCAAAGCCAGACCCGCCGAUCUCCUACGCGAAGAAGAGAAGUUCUCCCGGCGACCGAUACAACAGCUGGCGAUUAUCAAAGAAGCGAAUAUCCUCGUCUCGCUUUCGGACAACUAUGUCUCGAUACACGAUAUACAAACGUACCAGCUGCAGGAGAAGCUAGAGAAGACUCGGGGUGCGACUACCUUUGCGGCGGCAAGUAACAUCGUCAAGGAUCCUUCGACGGGCAUACCAUCCAUUGUGAGCCACCUGGCUGUGGCGGUGAAGCGGAAGAUCAUACUGUGGACAUGGCAGGACAUGGAGUUGACGGGCGACGCGGUGGAGAUCUCGCUCAUUGCUUCUGUCAAGAGCCUGACGUGGGCGACAGGGACAAAGAUUGUCGCUGGCAUGGAUCCCGGCUUCGUCAUGGUUGACAUCGAGACGCAGGAGGUCCAAGACAUAAUCAAGCCAGGCGCGCUGGCAGAGAAUGGGAGCCAGGGCGGAGCACGUUUCGGCGCUGUCUCGUCGUCAGGCAUGGGAUACAUGGGCAUGGGAAGUUGGGUGCCCAAACCCCUCGCGACACGACUUGGAGAGGGCGAAUUGUUGCUGGCCAAGGACGUAAACAGCCUGUUCAUCGACACAGACGGAAAUGCCCUCGAGAAACGACAAGUGCCCUGGCAGUCUGCCCCUGAGACAAUCGCGUAUUCGUACCCGUAUAUGCUCACACUGCUGCCACCGUCCAAGGGCAGUCUGGAAGUCAGGAAUCCGGAUACGCUGAACUUGCUACAGAUGAUCUCACUACCAAACGUCAGCUUCCUUCACGUGCCGCAGCCCAACAUCAGUCUAGCCCACGCCGGGAAGGGUUUCCUCGUUGCGAGCGAUCGAUGUAUAUGGCGGAUGGGAGCGCAGAGCUACGAAACACAGAUUGAUGAGCUCGUCGCCAAUGGGCGCUACGAUGAGUCGCUAAGUCUGCUGAAAAUGCUCGAAGACACUCUGCUCCUUGAUAAAGAGGAGAGGGUUCGGGAGAUACAAAUCCUGAAAGCUCAGGCCUUGUUCGACCAGAAGAAGUACCGUGAAGCCAUGGAACUCUUCGUCGACGCCAAAGCACCGCCUGAGCGCGUCAUCGCAAUGUACCCCCGAUCCAUCGCUGGCAAUCUAGCGCCAGAAGAAAGCGUAAAGGGCGACGGAAGCGUGGCCGACGAGGAAGAAACCAACGGAGAGAAGCCCGCCAAAGAACAAGAAGAAAGCACACCCGCGCCUGUAGCUACCAUCGGCCGCUCAAUGAUGGGUCGUUUCGGCGUUGGAGGACACAAGAAAGUCGAUUCGGACACGGCUUCCAUACGCACCAACUCGGCCAAAGACGACACCAUGGAAACAGCCAGCAUCCGGAAGAGACCAACAGACCCCUCCUCCCAGCCAGAUAAACCCGCCGCCGGUGAAAAAGAGUUCAAAGACUCUGUUCGCGCGUUACAGUCGUUUCUUACUCAAUGUCGCGUCCAGAUUAAACGGUAUAUAGACACGGAUGGUAAUCUGAAGGAGCCUCUCCCUACGCCCAGUGGCAGUCAGCUCGAAGCUGAUAAACCACCCUUCCACAUUUUCAUCGAAGAGUCCUCCCUCACGUCUCCCAUAGACUGGAAAGCCAAGCUCCUUGACGUUGCCCAGCUCGUCGACACAACGCUCUUUCGCGCGUACAUGAUUGCGAAUCCCAGUGUCGCAGGCUCUCUAUUCCGUCUCCCCAACUUUUGCGAACCAGACGUUGUGCAGGAGAAAUUGUACGAGACGGGGCGGUAUGCCGAUUUGAUUGAUUUCCUGCAUGGCAAGAAAUUGCAUCGGCAAGCUCUGGAGCUUCUCGAGAAAUUCGGCAAGAACGAGGCGGACGAAGAGGUGAGUCCACAGUUGCAAGGCCCGACUAGGACGGUGGGCUAUCUACAAGCAUUGCCACCAGAGCUUAUCGAUCUUAUCCUGGAAUACGCGGAAUGGCCACUGAGGAUUGAUCCGAAAUUGGGUAUGGAAGUCUUCCUCGCUGAUACACAGAAUGCGGAGGAGCUGCCGAGGGACCAGCUCAACGAUCUUAACGUGGACUUUCAUCAAAGACUUGUUGAUUUACUCCUGGAAAGACUCAAAAGUGGGGAGUUUGACAACGACGAGGAAAAGAUGGAUUGGAAGCACAGGCUUGAGGUUUUCCUGAAGAAGGGGAAUGCGCAGUACAAUCGGUAUAGGGUGUUUCAGCAGUUGCCUGGGAAUGAUCCGGAUUACUACGAAGCUCGAGCCAUCGUCCUGAGCAAAAUGGGAUCGCAUAAGCAAGCCCUGGCAAUCUAUGUCUUCCAAUUGAAGGACUACCAAAAAGCUGAAGAAUACUGCAACCAGGUCUACACGGCACCACCCACCACACCCACCUCGCCCAACUUGUCCCACUCCCCAUCCCCGCCAGCAACAAGAGGCUCAAUCGAAGACACGGAGCUAUCCAUCUACCACGUCCUGCUCUCCCUCUACCUGCAACCCCCACCGCCGCAUCAACCAAACUGGCCCCCAGCUCUCGACCUCCUCUCGAAACAUGGCGCAAGACUGCCUGCAGCAACUACUCUGGAUUUGAUCCCCCCAACUCUGCCCGUCAAAGACCUCGAAUCCUACUUCUUCGGGCGCAUACGAAAUGCAAACUCGCUCUUGAAUGAAGAGAGGAUAGUCGCGCAGCUCCGCGGCGUAGAAAAGGUCGCUGUGGAAUCGGCCGUGUUGCUCGGCCCAGAGAGUAAGAGGGACAUGUACGGUAGGAGCGUGCCUGGGGGGUUGAAUAGGCGUGUUGUUAUCGAUGAGGAUAGGCAUUGUGCGGUGUGCCAUAAGAGGUUUGGUGGAAGUGCGAUUCGUGUCUUUCCAGAUAACAGUGUGGUGCAUUCGGGAUGUAUGAGGGGGAGCGUGGGGCUGGGGAUCGGUGGUGUGGGAGGGGGGAGGAGGUCGGCGAGUGGGGUGGGUGGAAGCGGAUGGCGGUAG
This is a messenger RNA of Alternaria alternata, 3177 nucleotides long. RefSeq names its product vacuolar morphogenesis protein AvaB. Gene Ontology annotation, molecular function: protein binding. The transcript is spliced from 6 exons. NCBI's taxonomy places the organism in Eukaryota, Fungi, Ascomycota, Dothideomycetes, Pleosporales, Pleosporaceae. The coding region runs from base 1 to 3177 and encodes 1058 amino acids. Gene Ontology annotation, biological process: vesicle-mediated transport; autophagy; endosomal vesicle fusion. Gene Ontology annotation, cellular component: fungal-type vacuole membrane; cytoplasm. The record is from RefSeq and is a predicted model, not a curated record.